This is a messenger RNA of Mercurialis annua (annual mercury), 969 nucleotides long. RefSeq names its product NAD(P)H-quinone oxidoreductase subunit J, chloroplastic. The coding region runs from base 248 to 724 and encodes 158 amino acids. The transcript has a single exon. The record is from RefSeq and is a predicted model, not a curated record. Gene Ontology annotation, molecular function: NADH dehydrogenase (ubiquinone) activity. Lineage: Eukaryota; Viridiplantae; Streptophyta; Magnoliopsida; Malpighiales; Euphorbiaceae.
AUCCCCCUGAAACAUUUUUCAAAUAUAAAAAAAGGUCAGUAUCGUCCCAAGAAUUAGUAAGUUAGAGGAAGAGCUCCUUUGUACAGAAUAAUAAAAAAAAGGCAAACCAAUCUUCAUAAAUUUCAUCGUGAAUGUGAAAUACUUAUAUUCUACAAAAAAGAAUUAUUCAAAUUAUUAUACGAAUAUAUACAAAUAAAAAAAUUAUUAUACGAAUAUAUACAAAUAAAAACGAGGGAGGGAAAAAAAGAUGCAGGGUCGUUUGUCUGCUUGGCUAGUCAAACACGGACUAGUUCAUAGAUCUUUGGGUUUUGAUUACCAAGGAAUAGAGACUUUACAAAUCAAGCCCGCGGAUUGGCAUUCCAUUGCUGUCAUUUUAUAUGUGUAUGGUUACAAUUAUCUGCGGUUGCAAUGUGCUUAUGAUGUAGCACCGGGCGGGCUGUUAGCUAGCGUAUACCAUCUUACAAGAAUAGAGUAUGGUAUAGAUCAACCAGAAGAAGUAUGUAUAAAGGUAUUUGCCCCAAGGAAGAAUCCUAGAAUUCCUUCUGUUUUCUGGGUUUGGAAAAGUGCGGAUUUUCAAGAAAGGGAAUCUUAUGAUAUGUUGGGAAUCUUUUAUGAUAAUCAUCCGCGUCUGAAACGUAUCUUAAUGCCGGAAAGUUGGAUAGGAUGGCCCUUACGUAAAGAUUAUAUUGCUCCCAAUUUUUAUGAAAUACAAGAUGCUUAUUGAAUAAAAUAAUAAGAAACUAAUCUUUAGUCUUCCAACUACAAAUAUUCCUUGAAUAUUUGUACACACAUCAAUAUUGAUUUUUGGCAAGUGGAACUAAUAGGAUGAACUAAACGAAUUCUGCAUCGUGAACUUUGUACCGCGCAUAUCCCUUAGAUGAGCUUUAAAAAGUCACAUAACAUAGGAGCGAAUGAAGAAAUAGAAAAAGAAUGUGAAAUAAAAUAUAAAGAAAUGAAAGAGGAUCAGAU